This is a messenger RNA of Platichthys flesus (European flounder), 3187 nucleotides long. RefSeq names its product coiled-coil domain containing 57 (gene ccdc57). The record is from RefSeq and is a predicted model, not a curated record. Lineage: Eukaryota; Metazoa; Chordata; Actinopteri; Pleuronectiformes; Pleuronectidae. The transcript is spliced from 6 exons. Bases 6 to 626 code for a protein of 206 amino acids.
UUUCCAUGGAUACUUUCUACCACAGAACGACUCGAAACACAUUGCUUAGUUCACUGCUAUCACUUCUAAGUUUACCAUCGCAACAAAGGCUGAAGCUCCUCGUGGUAAAGAUGCUAUCUAAAGAGACUGAAGUUCACUGCCAGGCUCAAAUGCAGGCUACAGAGGCUUUCCAAACAUUGAAAGAGUUCUGUCAUCAGAUGCAAACCCAGCUGCAACACCAAGACCAGGAGUUCAAAGUCCUCAUUGAUGUCAAGGACCACAGAUAUAAGAAAGUGCUCUUGGCUCUGAAGGAGUGCGAUGCAAAACUAGAGGCUCGGUGUCACACCUUCACAGAGCUAAUGCAGAAGGCUGAGAAACGCAUUGACAAACUACAGGAGAAUAUUGAAGUUUUGACUGCACAGCUACGCUGGUCUAAGAAAGACCAUGAAAAGUCCAUGGAAGAGAAAGAUGCGAUAAUUCAGAGGCUUCAUGAAGAGGUAAAAACAACUCAGACUGGCUGGGACAAGUACAUCAGUCAUGUAUCCACAGAGAUGGUUGUCAAGAAAACUGAGAUGAUCAACCUGCACGACAGAGAAUUCAAGCUUAGAGAUGAGCUGGAUAGGGGCAGGGAGGAGAUAGAGAGGUGAGAAAACAGGAAAAGGUAAACAUCUUUAAUUUGGUGAAAGGAUAAACUGAAAAACAAAAGCAUGAAAGGAUUUGCUAUUAUCUUGAAUAUGAGAUACAUGACCUGGUCUGAGUUAUUUUGGGUAAAUAGUCUUUAAAUGGUCUGUAUUUAGUGCAUAUAGCGCUUUUCUAGUCUUGAUGACCACUUAAAGAGUCUUACAGUACAGUUUUACAUUCACCCACUCACAUACACAUUCAUACAGUGCAUCUAUGGGGAGCAUUUUUUCUAUGAGAAAAGCCAACUCACACUUUAAAAUGUCUGUUUUGUGCUGGUUUGGAGAAUGAAAGAAAUUUACAACAGAUAAAAGUCCAGGUGGAGCUGGAGUGGCAGAGACACUGUGAGGACAUGAAGGCCAAAUUCAUCCUUGCCAAGCAGAAGCUGAUACAGGAACUAACGCACUCUAGAGAUCAGGAUUUCAUACCAAGAGUUGAACUUCUAGCAUCUGAAGAGAUCUGCCAUUUGAAGGAACAGAACAGCAUCCUGCGGGCUGCAUUUACUCAGAUGAGGAAGGACAUGGAGUGUCUCAACCAUCCUCUGUUCGACUCCCAGGCCCAGCCACAGGCAGCCUAUCCUCAGCCAGUUCAGCUUCCAGGAUCCCCUGCUGCUACAUCCAUCACUGCAACAUCUAACACUGAGAUAGCAACUAGACUAUCUCCCCAUUGCACCAACCUCUCUUCAAAAGUCAGGAAUAUAUUCUGUGAGCUGCAUCCAAAUUGUUUAAUAUUUAAUCUUAUCAUCCUUCCAGAAUGCACUGGUAGAACAGCUUCAAGAGAAAAAAUUGUAGUAUUCAAAGGCCUCAUGUUUGUUUAAAAUGUCCAGGGUACAAGAGGCAACCGUCCUCUUCUGCAUACCAGGUUGAAGCAGGCAGCAUUGUGUAUCGCCCAUCUGAUCAGCGAGAAGCAGCAGCUAAUAGAGAUGGGCAACUACCUUCGUUCACAGAUUACCAAUGCUGGACUACAAGGUAACGGUAAGCUGAGCAGGAGGGAGACAGUCUGGUGUGGUGGUGCUUAAGUCCAGAUGAGGGUGCAUGGUGUCGGUGCUCCCUUUCAUAGCCAUUCACUAACUGAUGUCCAGCACAGGAUGAACCCUGGUCAUGUCCUUCUCAGCCUGUGACAGCAGUAAAGCAUACUCCAAGGAUCUUGAGUAGCAUAAUUACACUUUGAGAUAAAACUCAAAAAUCAUAAUAUAUUUAUAUUCUUAUAGCUGCUAUCAUCAUCAGAGCUCCCAUGACUGAGCAAUUGACUUCAAUUUGAAAAUAAACCUAUAGGCUCCUAUUUUCAAAUGUAAGUAUUUUUGGGGCAAAUAUUUUGUUUUACUGUCUUUUGAUAAAAAAAUAUUCAAAACAUUAUUGCAAGACUUGUUCUUCAGAUUGUAUUGUUUACUUGAUUGACACAUACACAUACAAAUCUAAGAGUAACGCUGCAGUAAAAUGUGCUAAUAUCUGACUUAAAGGUAUACUGUGCAUGAAUAAUAAUGAUAGUAUAGUAUAAUAGUAUAAUCAUCGUAAUAAUUAUAUUAUUAUGAAUGUUAGAAGUCCAUUUUUUCCUGUGUAGACAGGGAUGCUAGACUUAGAGCCUACAUGUGGAUGAGGACAUAGAUAGGCCCUUUGCAAUAUUUACAGUUGCAAGGGCGGCAUGUGGUAGCAUAUCAGCCCAUUACUGGCAGCUUGAAUACAAUAAAUUAAAAGGAUGUUAGUUCAGUAGAGGGAAUAAAAUGUGAGAGUAUCAGCGACCCUUUGCUGGGCUGCCUAAAUUAGCUCAAACAAGCUUCAUUAGAUGGGUAAUGGAAUUACUUUCAAUGAAACAUUGGCUGCAAAAUGAAUUUCUCUCAAAGACAUGAUCUGUGAAAUGUACUUCUGCUAAAGAAUAUGAGACAAGAAAUAAAUUUCAGAAAGAAGAGCUAUAUAUGUUAAAUUCAAAUAUUAUACUUGGUGAUCAUUGUGUUUAUCAUUAUUUAUCAUUUUUUUGACAUAACAAACUGAUAAAGAAGGCUGGCUCCGUCAUUGGCUGAAAACCAUAUUUGUUCAAGUGGUGUUGAAGAGGGAGGCACUGAACAAACUGUUAUCCAUCAUGGACAAUGCCAUGCACCUUCUCCACCACUUAGUGGACAGACAGCAGAGAACUUUCUCCAACAGACUGGUUCAGGUUCGGGUUCCGCACGGACAGAUACAAGAACAUUUCCUGCCUAAAACAAUAGACCAUAACAUUUUUCACCUCUGUCAAAAGGUGAACCCUCAAAACCAUUGCCCUAUAGUUUAAGUCCACACCAAAACUCCUGCAAUAACUGAAUACAUUUUGUGCAUAUCUUAUAUGUAUAUUUUACUGCACAUUUUAUGUUCAUAUUUAUUCAUAUUUAUUAAUUUUAGUCAUGUUCCUACCUUUAACUUUGCAAAUAACUGCUGCAAAUUUGCAUGCUCGUCGCUUUUGUCAUAUUUUGUUCUUUGCUCUAUGUGCAAUGACCUUUACAUGCUGCUGUAACACAAUAAUUCCUUAAUUUGGGAUCAAUAAAAUCCCUCCAUCUGUC